This is a messenger RNA of Staurois parvus, 279 nucleotides long. The record is from the annotation of a GenBank genome assembly. Lineage: Eukaryota; Metazoa; Chordata; Amphibia; Anura; Ranidae.
GAAUAGCGGCAGCGCUCAGCCUGUACAAAGUAUUGACAAGCUGACAGCGGCCAUCGUGUUCACAUGUAGCCUCACACCAACCAGUGCGGCAUGGGUCAGCACCAGGGGCGGACUGACAACUCAUGGGGCCCCCGGGCAAUAGGGGGUCAUGGGGCCCCUGUGUCCUUGCCCAAACUCAAAAAAGCCUAUGAAAAAUGUACCAGGGGCAUCUCAUGGGGCCCUCUACUGACCCUGGGCCCUUGGGCAGUGCCCGAGUUUCCAAAUGGUCAGUCCACCCCU